AUGAGCAUCGAGGAAAAAAGCUGCCCGGGAAGCGGGGGCCAGGCUCGCCGCAAGGACCUGAAGAACUGGAGACUCGGAGGUGGCAUCUCACCCCGUGUCCCGUCACAAGGAAAACAUCCAGCUGCCUCCAAGGUGGUGUCUGAAACCCUUUGGCCCUUCUCGGCACACAUUCAGCCUGUCUAUGGAGCACAGCAUCCUCCGCUGGAUCCCCGGCUCACCAAAAACUUCAUCAAGGACCGCUCCAAGGCCAACGCGCUGCCUAUGAAAAGCAAGAAGGCCUCCAGCUUUCACGAGUUUGCCCGCAACACCAGUGAUGCCUGGGACAUCGGUGAUGACGAAGAUGAGGACUUUUCUUCCUCCUCCUCUUCUUUGCAAACUCUGAACUCUAAAGUGGCCAAGGCCACGGCAGCCCAGGUUCUGGAGAACCACAGUAAGCUGCGGGCGAAACCCGAGCGAGCCCAGUCCGCUCUCAGCGACAUGCCCACCAACUGCAAGGUCAUCAAGUCCAGCAGCGAGGCCCAGCUCUCCAGGACAUCUGAGGAGGCCUGUGUGCGGACCACCCUUCAAAAGCAGCAGUCCCUUCCCCUUCGGCCCGUCAUUCCACUCGUCGCCCGAAUCUCUGACCAAAAUGCUUCGGGUGCUCCCCCCAUGACCGUGAGGGAGAAAACCCGCCUGGAGAAGUUUCGGCAGCUCCUUUCCAGCCACAACACGGACCUGGAUGAGCUGAGGAAAUGCAGCUGGCCUGGUGUGCCCAGAGAGGUCCGGCCCGUGACGUGGCGUCUCCUCUCAGGUUAUCUCCCCGCAAACAUGGAGCGGCGAAAGCUGACUUUGCAGCGUAAGCGGGAGGAGUACUUUGGCUUCAUCCAGCAGUAUUACGAUUCCCGGAAUGAGGAGCACCAUCAAGACACAUACCGACAGAUCCACAUUGACAUUCCGAGGACCAACCCACUCAUCCCCCUCUUCCAGCAGCCGCUUGUCCAGGAGAUCUUUGAAAGAAUCCUGUUUAUCUGGGCCAUCCGACACCCAGCCAGCGGCUAUGUACAGGGAAUCAAUGACCUGGUCACUCCGUUCUUUGUUGUGUUCCUCUCUGAGUAUGUUGAGGAGGACGUGGAGAACUUUGACGUGACGAACCUGUCGCAGGAUGUUUUACGGAGCAUCGAAGCCGACAGCUUCUGGUGCAUGAGCAAACUGCUGGACGGGAUACAGGAUAACUACACUUUUGCACAGCCGGGGAUCCAGAAGAAAGUCAAAGCCCUGGAGGAGCUAGUCAGCCGGAUCGAUGAACAGGUACAUAAUCACUUUAGGAGGUACGAGGUCGAAUACCUGCAGUUUGCCUUUCGCUGGAUGAACAAUCUGCUUAUGAGGGAGCUGCCUCUUCGCUGCACCAUCCGUCUCUGGGACACCUACCAGUCGGAGCCAGAAGGAUUCUCACAUUUCCACCUGUACGUCUGCGCCGCCUUCUUGAUCAAGUGGCGAAAGGAGAUCCUAGAUGAGGAAGACUUCCAAGGCCUUCUGAUGUUGUUACAAAACCUGCCCACGAUACACUGGGGUAACGAAGAAAUCGGACUCCUGCUCGCUGAAGCCUACAGACUCAAGUACAUGUUUGCAGACGCCCCCAAUCAUUACCGCCGAUAGGUGCCAGGACUCGACUCCCUCCUCUCCCCCGUGCCCACCUCCUCGUCCUGGCCCGAUCUGAUCACUGUGGCAUUUUUGUCGUCCCAAGUCCUCGGACACUCCGGCUGGGAGCUGCUCCUCGCUGUACAAAGCUCACAUCGACUCUUGUCUUAACUCUUUUAACGUGUGCCUGUCUGCCACUCCAUACGCCUGGAUGUGCCACUCCAACCACCGUCAGUAUUUCACGCCGCGCCGGUGGCUCGAGCCAGGGAGAGAGGC
This is a messenger RNA of Charadrius vociferus (killdeer), 1893 nucleotides long. It is a transcript of the gene TBC1D22B, whose product is annotated as TBC1 domain family, member 22B. Gene Ontology annotation, molecular function: GTPase activator activity. Bases 1 to 1635 code for a protein of 544 amino acids. The record is from RefSeq and is a predicted model, not a curated record. NCBI's taxonomy places the organism in Eukaryota, Metazoa, Chordata, Aves, Charadriiformes, Charadriidae. Gene Ontology annotation, biological process: activation of GTPase activity. The transcript is spliced from 13 exons.